AUGCGCUUGUGUAACUUGCAGACGUACGUCAUUCUAGCUUUUGCAUUUAAUGGAAUACACAGAGUUACUUCAUUGCAACAUGGAGAUGUUUGUACAUGCAUUAAACAACAAAGCCCUUCAACAACAACAAGAUCAUCAUCUUCAUCCUCAACAACGACUCAAACGCCAGAAACCACUACAAUAGACUCGACCUCUACAGCCGUUAUUGAGCCAGUUACCACUACAACAGACUCGACUUCUACAGCCGUUAUUGAGCCAGUUACCACUACAAUAGACUCGACCUCUACAGCCGUUAUUGAGCCAGUUACCACUACAACAGACUCGACUUCUACAGCCGUUAUUGAGCCAGUUACCACUACAACAGACUCGACUUCUACAGCCGUUAUUGAGCCAGUUACCACUACAACAGACUCGACUUCUACAACCGUUAUUGAGCUAGUUACCACUACAACAGACUCGACUUCUACAGCCGUUAUUGAGCCAGUUACCACUACAACAGACUCGACUUCUACAGCCGUUAUUGAGCCAGUUACCACUACAACAGACUCGACUUCUACAGCCGUUAUUGAGCCAGUUACCACUACAACAUACUCGACUUCUACAGCCGUUAUUGAGCCAGUUACCACUACAACAGACUCGACUUCUACAACCGUUAUUGAGCCAGUUACCACUACAACAGACUCGACUUCUACAACCGUUAUUGAGCCAGUUACCACUACAACAGACUCGACUUCUACAGCCGUUAUUGAGCCAGUUACUACUACAACAGACUCGACUUCUACAGCCGUUAUUGAGCCAGUUACCACUACAACAGACUCGACUUCUACAACCGUUAUUGAGCCAGUUACCACUACAACAGACUCGACUUCUACAGCCGUUAUUGAGCCAGUUACCACUACAACAGACUCGACUUCUACAGCCGUUAUUGAGCCAGUUACCACUACAACAGACUCGACUUCUACAGCCGUUAUUGAGCCAGUUACCACUACAACAGACUCGACUUCUACAACCGUUAUUGAGCCAGUUACCACUACAACAGACUCGACUUCUACAGCCGUUAUUGAGCCAGUUACCACUACAACAGACUCGACUUCUACAACCGUUAUUGAGCCAGUUACCACUACACCAGAAACCACUACAACAGACUCGACUUCUACAACCGUUAUUGAGCCGGGAACCACUACAACAGACUCGACUUCUACAACCGUUAUUGAGCCGGGAAUGACUACACCAGAAACAACUACAACAAAACCAACUUCUACAAAUGAUGCCGUUCAAAAUAGAAGAAAGCGGGAGGCAAACGAGAAAGAACUAUCUGGUUUCUGGAGAAAUGGGCAUUGUGAUUGCAAUAAAAGUGCAUCAUCAACAUUCAGCCUUGGUAGUGUUACCGUUUCCAUACAGCUGCAAAUAUCAUUACAAACAGAUUCGUUUAAUGAAUCGUUGGAAGGAACAUACGAACUGGAAUUUAAAGACAAGCUUACUCGAUUUUACACCUCUACAGAUAAAUUUCAACGAAUAAACAUAAUAGAUGUGAAAUGCCAAGGGGACAGUGACCGUUUUGUUUACUCUGGAGAACAUUGCGAGAUUCCUGUUGAGAAACUGUCCCUUUCGUCAACAUACAUCGCGGCAAUCGCUGGUGGAACAGGGGGAGCAAUCAUCGUAGUUCUAUUAGUGGUCAUUGUUUGCCUUAUCGUAAGGAACAGGAAACAGAAGGAUGUUGACAAAAAUCACAGUAUAAGCAUCGAGGAGUUCAGUCGAUCUCCUGCAAAGGGCGGCAUGUGUCUUUCUACCGAGGUGUAUCCGUCAACGAAACGCGACGACACAUUGACGGGCGAAUGGAAAGAACACAAAAUCAUCACCAACAGCCUGGGAAACGAGGUUAUAUUGUUGAAUAAAACAAGUGAUCUAACCUUGGAGGGUUUCUCAACAUAA
This is a messenger RNA of Mya arenaria, 1932 nucleotides long. RefSeq lists its product as uncharacterized. Lineage: Eukaryota; Metazoa; Mollusca; Bivalvia; Myida; Myidae. Bases 1 to 1932 code for a protein of 643 amino acids. The record is from RefSeq and is a predicted model, not a curated record. The transcript is spliced from 6 exons.